Molecule: messenger RNA, 1689 nt
Organism: Penicillium nucicola
Lineage: Eukaryota; Fungi; Ascomycota; Eurotiomycetes; Eurotiales; Aspergillaceae
Exons: 2
Coding region: 1-1689 (562 amino acids)
Source: RefSeq, a predicted model, not a curated record
AUGGACUCUGUUCGAGAUUAUAGCAGUAUCAUCCACUCACCGUCAUUCACCUUCCUCGUCGGCCCAAGACACACAAAGCUGACAAUCCAGUCGGCCCUCGCCCAGCAUGUCUCCAAACCGCUGCAUAAUCUGAUGAAUGGCCACACGAGAGAGUCAAAACAUCGAAUUGCCGUUUUGGAAGAGGAGGAUGUUGAGACAUUUGUUGCCUUCUGCGAGUAUGCAUACACUGGUGAUUAUAGUGUACCGCGAACCGAGUCGGAGGAGGAAGCCCUAGAGGACAGUAGGUCUGGUGUCGUCGAGAAUGCCCCCAGUCCGGGCACUUCUUGGAGAGAUACUUACCGAUCUGAAUCGGUUUCGUCGGCUGUGCCUCCACCUGCGCCGUCGCCGCCUCCUGGGGAUCGUAGCCAGGCGGAAACUACCGUGUAUCAGGAGCCUGAGCCUCCAGCUGAGCCUCCAGCUGGGCCCGAGCCUGAGCCAGAGUCUGCUGUACCCGAGCCUGAGCCAGAGUAUGCUGCACCUGAGCCUGAGCCUGAAUACAUUUACCCCGAAGAAGCUGUGCCUGAAACAGAACCAGAGCACACAGAAGUGAAUGGAUUUGAAUAUGCAGACUCGGUUGUGCCGGAUGCACCAGAGCAGCCAGAUUACCCUGCCGUCGAGCCGCAGGCGUAUGCAGAGCCCGAGUACGAGGCACCUGUGAAAUAUCAAAGCCCAGCACGAAAGCUCAAAAAGAGCAAGAAAGCCAAGAAGGCAAACAAGAUAGCAGUAGCAGCUGAAGAUGUGGCUCCUGCAACAGAAGAGCCUGUCAACCUGACGCCUCCAUCAACACCUCCACCAGCAGCAGCUCCAGAAGAGUGGCUAACAGCAGAGGGUGAGCUGGAACCGGAGCCACCUACUGAGGAGCCUACCCCAGAGCCUGCUCAAGAACCAGAGCCAGAGCUAGAGCCAGAACAAACUGGGGAUUGGGGUCAACCACCAGCGGAAACUGCAUGGACACCAAAGACCUCAGAACCCCUAGCAGACUCAUGGUUUGGAGAAAAGAGUCAAAUGCCCCGGCCCCGGCCAAUGCUCGACAUGUCAUUUGCCCAACAACAAGCCUCGUCCCCUUGUGAACCAGGCCUCAGCAUGUGGGAUGAAUUCGUCUCUCUCCAAUACAACGAUGACGCAGCCUCCAAUAUAUCCCCAGUCGAGUCAACAUCCAACCUCCCAUACCUAACCUUCCACGCCAAAGUCUACGUCUUCGCCACGCGCUACCUCAUCCCCGCCCUGGCGCAGCUCUGUCUCCGCAAGUUACAUCGAGACCUCCUGCUUAUAUCCUUCACGGAGCAAGAAACAGCCGAGCGGAGCCCAUCUCAAAAACUGGGCGUCUUGGCCGCGCGCAAGGCCCAGAUGGUCCUGAACCUAGUCCACUAUACUUACACGAAAACAGCCCGGCUGGAGCCCAUCUCACCAACGUCCGCGACGCAACUUCGGGAGAAUGAGCUGCGACGACUGGUUGUACACUAUGCAGCCUGCAAAGUCAAGGACUUGGCCAAGUACCACUCGCCAGACGAUUCUGCAACGGCAACACCAUCGCUCCGGCCGGUGGAUGCAACAGUGGAGCGGGCCGAGACUUCUGCCCCUAAGAGUCUCCGCUCGCUUCUGGACAUGACGACGGAGCUGGCCUCUGAUCUUGUGUACCGCAUGAUGUGA